Molecule: messenger RNA, 1117 nt
Organism: Cricetulus griseus (Chinese hamster)
Lineage: Eukaryota; Metazoa; Chordata; Mammalia; Rodentia; Cricetidae
Source: RefSeq, a predicted model, not a curated record
UCGGGACUGGUUCCAAUGUACAUUGGUGAAAUCGCUCCAACCACGCUCCGGGGUGCCCUGGGCACUCUUCACCAACUGGCCAUUGUCACAGGCAUUCUUAUUAGUCAGAUAGCUUCUCUCAGCUUUAUUCUGGGCAAUCAGGAUCGUUGGCACAUCCUGCUUGGCCUGUCCGCUGUACCAGCUCUCCUACAGUCUCUCCUGCUACUCUUCUGUCCAGAAAGCCCCCGAUACCUUUAUAUAAAGCUGGAAGAAGAAGUCAAAGCAAAGAAAUGCUUGAAGAGACUAAGAGGAGCUGAAGAUGUCACAAAAGACAUUAAUGAGAUGAAAAAAGAAAAGGAAGAGGCAUCUACUGAGCAGAAAGUUUCCGUGAUUCAGCUCUUCACAGAUUCCAGCUACCGACAGCCCAUCAUCGUAGCACUAAUGCUGCACAUGGCUCAGCAGUUUUCUGGAAUCAAUGGGAUAUUUUACUACUCAACCAGCAUUUUCCAGACAGCUGGUAUCAGCCAGCCUGUGUAUGCCACCAUUGGCGUUGGUGCCAUCAACUUGAUCUUCACUGCUGUCUCUGUACUGCUUGUGGAGAAGGCAGGGCGGCGGUCCCUGUUUCUAGCUGGAAUGAUCGGGAUGUUUUUCUGUGCCAUCUUCAUGUCCUUGGGACUUGUGCUGCUGGAUAAAUUCGCCUGGAUGAGUUACGUGAGCAUGACAGCCAUUUUCCUCUUCGUCAGUUUCUUUGAGAUUGGGCCAGGUCCAAUCCCUUGGUUCAUGGUUGCUGAAUUUUUCAGCCAAGGCCCCCGCCCCACUGCUCUGGCACUGGCUGCCUUCAGCAACUGGUUCUGCAAUUUCAUUAUUGCUCUCUGCUUCCAGUACAUCGCGGACUUCUGCGGACCUUAUGUGUUCUUCCUCUUCGCUGGGGUCGUCCUGGCCUUCACCCUGUUUACAUUUUUUAAAGUUCCAGAGACCAAAGGAAAGUCUUUUGAGGAAAUCGCUGCAGAAUUUCGGAAGAAGAGAGGUGUGGCCCAACCCCCCAAGGCUGCUGUACAAAUGGAAUUCUUGGGGGCUUCAGAGACUGCCUGAGGAUGACCUGUCUAAAGCCCAAGAACAGACAGGAAGGGAACCACGU